UGGAGGAUCACCCUGGCAAACAGAGUGUGAAUCCUAUGAGCUGUGUUGAUCGACUUCAAAAUGUUAUCACCCUGCUGACUAUUUCAUCAUGGCCAAAAGACUAACCACAAAAUGACCAGAGUAUUCCAGAGAUGUUGAUUUUUAUCCAAUAGCACUCCCUGUUCAGCCAAUUGCAAAUGUAGCAUUAUUGUUCUCAUAGGCGUUUCAUUCAUUAUAUCCCUGUGUAUCCAUGUAUACAUGUGUACACAUGUCACACUUCAGAGUUUUUUAUAUACCGUAUUCCUUCGAAUUUAAGAUGCAGCCCAAAUUUCCCACACUCAAUUUGAGUAAAAAUUAAAACCUAAAAUAAAGAUGCAUUUACAAAGAUGCAGUCUCAGUUACACAUAUGGAGACAGUUUGCGUCCGUCUGCUGUCACACAGAACAUUAGUUAUGUGCUGCUUUUCGCACCUUUUUUUUUUUAUUUCCAUUUUUGUGAACUGUGGUAUUGCUUGGCAUAUCAAAACAUAUGGGGGUCUGAUCAGCAUUUCCGAUCUGUCCAAACUGGUACUGUUUGUUACAACUGAGCCUAACAGCGAAACACUGAAAUUGUAAAAGCUGCUUUUCUAAUUCCUCAGAACGUUAAUGACACGUCUUUGAAAAUGGCUGCCUGUAUGUCAUGGAUGAUUCAAGGAUCGGGCAGUGGCGUUUUUUGUUUGUCUUUUCUCAGCAGUAAAUCACGUUCCUGUUUGUGUACUUGGGCAGUGACGUUUUUGUUCGUCUUCUCUCAGCAGUAAAUCACAUUCCUGUUUGUGUACUCGGGCAGUGACGUUUUUGUUCGUCUUCUCUCAGCAGUAAAUCCCGUUCCUGUUUGUGUACUUGGGCAGUGACGUUUUUGUUCGUCUCCUCUCAGCAGCAAGUCACGUUCCUGUUUGUGUACCAGGGCAGUCAUGUCUUUUUUUAGUUUAUUUUAAUUUUUUUUUUUUAAAUACAUGCAUCAUUAUACUCAAAAUUAAGAAGCAGGCCAUUUUUGAGAAGAGAAAUUUGGUUUAAAAAUCUUAAAUUCGAAGGAAUACGGUAUCUAGAAAAAUUGUUCUCCAAAUAAUAACACAGUGUAACAAUUUUUUUUUUUUGUUCCUGGGUAGUAAGUGUUAUUUCCUAAUUGCUUAUGCCUCAAAAGUAUAGAAAAUGGCUAUUAUUCCCCACAAACUUUGCUUUUGUGACCAGGACAGUGAUAUUUUGAAAUUUACCUAUUUUCCAAAACAUUCCAGAUAGAUUCAGUGCUGAGUAAACUUGGAGUAACUUUUAGAACUUUCCAGUAAUAUAAAUAGUAGUAUAAAUACAGGGGCCUUAAGCCCACCAGUUCAGUUUAGUUCCAGCUGCCUAAGUGGAUACAUAUCUGCAUUUUUCUGAGAUGGCAUCAAGAGGCUGCAAGCAUCCGGCAGACGCAUUUUGCUAUGUCUGCGGCCAAUUUAUCAAGACAAGAGCGAAAAAGUACUCCGUGGAAGCAUCUGCUAAGAUGUGUGAGGCCUACAAGGCAUAUUUCGGCAUGCCUGUCGGAGAUCAAGACAAACCCUGGGCACCUCAUUUCACCUGCGAGCACUGCAAAAAAACUCUGGAAGGAUGGUACAGAGGGGAAAAGAGAGCCAUGAAGUUCACUAUCCCAAGAAUUUGGCGGGAACCCACUGACCACUCAAGCAACUGCUACUUCUGCAUGGUGGACCCUUCCAAACGUCGGACUGGCAAGAAUGCACCUGCUAUCACGUAUCCGGACCUUCCUUCAUCCAUCGCCCCGGUGCCACACUACCAUGAGCUCCCCGUACCCACUCCUCCGGAGAGAGAGCAGCCGUAUUUAGAAGAGAACAGCAAGUCAGAGAGCGAGGAAGACGUUGUAGAUCCAGAUGACAAUUUCAGAGGUGGAGCUGAGAAGAGAAACCCACACUACCCCAACCAAAAAGACCUCAACGACUUGAUUAGAGAUCUUGGUCUCACCAAGUCCAAUGCCGAGCUUUUGACGUCUAGGCUCAAGCAGUGGAACUUGUUGGAUGAAGGUGUGCAAGUCGCAGAUCAGAGGAAGCGUCACCAACCUUUUUCCAGCUUCUUCACCCGUCAAGAUGGGCUCUGCUUCUGCCACAAUGUGACCAGUCUGUUCGAGGCAAUCGGAAUCGCCUUAACCAGAAUGAGUGGCGCCUCUUCAUUGACAGCUCAUCCAGGAGCCUCAAAGCCGUGCUGCUCCAUAAUGGUAACAAGUACCCGUCUCUUCCCCUGGCUCACUUGGUGCACCUCAAAGAGGAUUACAACAGCAUCAAGACCUUGCUGGACGCCUUGA
This is a messenger RNA of Acipenser ruthenus (sterlet), 2306 nucleotides long. RefSeq lists its product as uncharacterized. Lineage: Eukaryota; Metazoa; Chordata; Actinopteri; Acipenseriformes; Acipenseridae. The coding region runs from base 1392 to 2306 and encodes 304 amino acids. The transcript has 2 exons. The record is from RefSeq and is a predicted model, not a curated record.